Molecule: messenger RNA, 1303 nt
Organism: Astyanax mexicanus (Mexican tetra)
Lineage: Eukaryota; Metazoa; Chordata; Actinopteri; Characiformes; Acestrorhamphidae
Product: interferon-induced protein 44-like
Exons: 8
Coding region: 1-1242 (413 amino acids)
Source: RefSeq, a predicted model, not a curated record
AUGGAAAACACAGUUUUAGAGUUGUUGCACUACAACAAGAGCUCAAUCACUGUACAUUUAUCUGAAACAUAUGCUGAAUAUACUCAUAUACAGUCAUGUUUCCUGUUGGAUAAGAAUAUUUUUGCUUACAGUUUCUUCCUUUUGUUUUUACUAGAAUUUGUCACAGUUUUGGGUAAGAAACAGGUCAAGGCUGGAGAAGAUGUCACUUUUCGCUGUGAGGCAGACACAGAAGACUUACCUGUGACAUGGGAGAAGAAAGGCCAGAGACUGUGUUGUGUGGAGGGCAAACACAAAACAGGAAAAAAUGGCACAAAUAUUUCCUUGGAAAUCAAGAACGUCGAUCUUGGAGAUGAAGGAAACUACACUGUAACCAUAAAGAAUUCAUCAGGAAGUGCCUCAUGCUCUGCCAUGCUCAUUGUUGAAAUCCCAGAAUGGAGGACUGUCCAAUGGAAACAAGAAACAAUGGUCAGCACGCUGAAGUCCUUUAAAAUUAGUGCAGAGAAUGUCAGAGAGCUCCGCUUCCUUCUGCAUGGACCAGUUGGGGCAGGAAAAUCCAGCAUCAUAAACACCAUUAAAAGCAUAUUUGAAGGACAUCAGUACAUCAACUGUCUGACUGCUUCAGAUUUAACAGGCGAGAGUUUUACAACAAAGUACGAGAAGUACAAUGUCGGGAACGUCCCUUUCACCUUCCAUGAUGUGAUGGGUCUGGAAAAAGAGCAGUCCAAAGGGGUGCACACUAAUGACAUCAUCAAUGCUUUAAAAGGCCACAUAUCCAAGGACUAUACAUUUAAACCACUUGACCCAAUAAAUGAAGACAACAGGUACUACAUCCUCAACCCCACUCUGAAUGAUCAGAUUCACUGUCUAGUGAGUGUGAUUCCAGCAGACAAAAUUUCCAUGAUGGAUGAUGAAGUCAUCCAGAAAAUGAAGGAGAUCAGAGCAGCAGCGAGUAAAUUAGGAAUUCCUCAAGUAGUUUUCAUUACAAGAGUGGACAAGGUGUGUGAGAUGACCGAAAAAGACAUAACUAAGCUCUACCAAAGCAGGAAGAUCAAAGAGAAGAUGAUGGAGUGCAGUAACAGAUUGGGCGUUACAAUGAACUGCAUCUUCCCUGUGAAGAACUACAGCGAGGAGACCAAGGCCAAUGAGAAGCUGAACUGCCUGAUGCUGGAAGCUCUUACUCAGAUCGUUCAUUCAGCUAAUGACUUUGUGAAGAAGAAUUCAAACCAGCUGAAAAAAGAAUAAGAUUUAUUCAUACAAAGCAUGUAGUAUAAACUGUACGUAUUCUGUCAUGAAUUCUGCCCUU